CUCCGCCUCUGCGGGGCAGAGGCCCACCUGCCGCCGCCGCAGGUUCCGCGCGCCGCGGACUCGGCUCUCGCACCAGGAAGUUUCUCUUGGAAAGUUAAGUCAGGAAAUAAGAAGGAAACAUUCCUAUAUACACGGUUCUUGUCCAGAGAGAUAUUACUGAAGGAACGAAAGUCUCCACACAUUUCUCCACAAAUCUAUUUUCGGCAGUGAAGCUAUUCAGGAGAAAAGCCAACAGUUUAUGCCAGUGUUUGAAGAGGUACUGUGUGACUAUGGGCUUUAUGCAUCCUGGAAGGCACAAUGUUAAAACUGCAAAUUAACUGGUUUGACAGAGUGUAGUCUCGCACCUUCAGUUUGGGAUCUGGAAGCAGAUGUAGCCUUUGCAUCUUCGCAAGAAAUACAAUUUUUGGAUGUGAUUAUAUUCAAGAUGAAUUAACCAGAUGUGAGACAAAUUCUUCCAAUGCCACGGUUCUUCAGUUCCGUAGGACUAAAACAAAUCUGAACAAUACCAGUGCUUGUCAACAGCAGUGGGUACAUGCACAGGAGGCAGGUUGGGUAAAUGGAAGAUUUGGAGACUAACUUAGUCCAGACACGCAAAGCACGUGGCAUAGAACAAAUGGUAGCAAAAUGGCUCCAUCGCUCUCGGAGUAGUGCACCCAGGGGAAGAGCAUCUGUGACAGAUAUCUCCAGUGAUGGCAGUGGCCAGCCUGCUAGUCGUGUCAAGCUCACAGUUACAAUAUACAAGGAUUUGGUCCACCAUCACUAUGGCUUUGAGAUUUGUCCAAGCCUUCCUCUUACAAUUGCAUCUGUCACGGCAGGGAGCACAGCUGAUGGAAAGUUGCUGCCAGGUGAUCAGAUCCUUCUGAUAAACACUACAGCUGUGGAAGAUAUUUCUAUUGAUCAUGCAGCUGAUAUCAUCAGGCAGGCUGGAGAUGAGCUCCUCCUAACCGUUCUGCGCUGCACGUCGGGUGGGCCUAAGUCAUCAUUUCUCACUGCAGAGAAGAGGGCAAGGCUAAAAUCAAACCCUGUGAAAGUUCGGUUUGCAGAGGAGGUGCUGGUGAAUGGACACUCACAGGGGAAUUCUCUUCUUUGUAUGCCAAACGUUCUCAAGGUAUACUUGGAAAAUGGGCAGACGAAAGCUUUCAGGUUUGAGACAAGCACUACUGUGAAGGACAUUGUUCUCACCUUGAAGGAGAAGCUCUCCAUCCGAAGCAUAGCACACUUCGCCCUUGCCUUGGAGGAGCAGUAUAACAUUGCUAAGAUCUACCUGCUGCAUGAUGAUGAGCUCAUCGAGCAGGUAGUCCAAAAAAGAGAAUCCCAUGACUACCGGUGCCUCUUCAGAGUCUGCUUCAUCCCAAAAGAUCCCUUAGACCUCCUGCAGGAAGACCCAGUUGCCUUUGAGUAUCUUUAUCUGCAGAGCUGCAGUGAUGUGCUUCAGGAAAGGUUUGCUGUGGAAAUGAAAUGCAGUGUGGCAUUACGUCUGGCUGCUCUGCAUAUACAGGAAAGGAUCUAUGCUUGUGCUCAGCCACAGAAAGUGUCCUUGAAAUACAUUGAGAAGGACUGGGGAAUUGAAAACUUCAUCUCACCAACUUUGCUCCGAAACAUGAGAGGCAAAGAUAUCAAAAAAGCUAUCAGCUACCACAUGAAGCGGAACCAGGUCCUACUGGAUCCUCGGCAGAAGCAUAUGCUUGCGGCAGUCAAAGUUCGCCUGAGCUACCUGCAGAUACUGGGAGACCUGAAGAUGUACAAUGGGAAGAUCUUUAAUGCCACCCUGAUGCUACAGGACAGAGAAUCAUACGUUGCCUUGCUGGUUGGGGCCAAGUACGGGGUGAGCCAGAUUAUCAAUAAUAAGCUCAACAUCAUAACAAGUCUGGCAGAGUUUGCAAACAUCAGCAGGCUGGAGCUUACGGAGGAGUCUGAGAAAGUGAGCAUGGUGAAAAUCUACUUGCAGGAUCUGAAGCUGCUGACUCUGCUGUUGGAAUCAAACAGUGCAAAAGAUCUUGUCUGCCUCAUCAACGGGUAUUACAGGCUGUUCGUGGAUGCAAAUGUCUCCAUAUUUACUUGGGGGGAGAAAAAACAGCAACUGCACCGUAUGUCAGCUGAAGAAGGAUAUGAAUCUAGAACCUGCAGUGACUCUGAAGACUCCUGGGAGCUAGAUUCCUCCUCAGAGCAUUGUGCACCAUAUGGCAGUAUCCAACCUGUGUGUGAGGAGGAGGAGCUGGAAGACCUCCACAGCCUGGAGCAGGACAGCAUAAAGCCCCAAGCUGGAGGGGAUGAACAAUGCAGCAAGUCUGACAAUGCAACAGACAGCACAUCAGAAGCUUCAGAUUCAGCUAACACUGAGAGCCGAGGGUGUAAGACAAGUGGCUCAAGUGACUCCAUGGAUGCACUGGAGGAAGACGAGCUGGAAGCUUGUUCUUCUUCUAGGCCAGAGUUCUUCCAUUUCUAUAUGCCAACAGUGCAAGAGAUGAACAGCUCAGAUAAGAGCUUCUUCCCCAUUGGUGCUGCAAGGGGCUCCAGCAAAACAGAAGCCAGAAACUUCUUCUGCUUUUUGCAGGUACCACAAGCAGCAGAACCUGGGUCUGAACACAGUCACUCUGAGCUGAGAGGAGAGGACAUGGGUGCAUCUGUGCUAGAGACCAACCUGGCUGAGAGACUUGCCAUGGACUAUUACAGCCUUUGCUACAACAUAUCACCUCCUGGUAAUGUGGAGAGGAACAUCAAUCACAGCCCUAGAAGUUCUUGGAAAGAUGUGUCUGCCCAGGAGGGUGUAUCCUGCAGAUCAGAUCAAAUGGCAGAGGUGAGCGAUCUCAUUCUGGACCCUCCCCCAGGCUUUGGAGACACUAGCUCCGAGGAUGAGUUCUACGAUGCAGCAGACAGACUCAGCCCCCCAGAUGCUCUGGCAGCAGGCUGUAGCCUCACAUCCUGGAACAGUAUAGACAAUGGCUCCUGCAUCCUAAAGAAACCAAGAUGUUACAGCUUGGGGGAAAACCUGGUGUCAAGGCAGACAACAAGGGAGAGACACAGAAUGGAGAAGGAGCUGACUUAUGCUAAGAGCCUGAGGAAGAGGAGAUCUUUCCUGAAAACUGAUUACACCUCACAGGUCACUUUCCCAUCAGCUUUACCAUGCUCUCAGCAGAGCUGCUGCAGUUGGUCACUCUAUCCAUCACUCCUCACUCAGCUUCCAGACCUACCUUCCUCAGAGAACAUCAAGACGGACACUGAAGUGGGAGCUCACACUGAUACAAAGGCCCAGAGAGACACUGCAAGCAAAAACCCAUCAGCUGAUUUGAUGGAAAUGGAGCCUGACACCAUGGAAACAAAACCAAUGACUGGCUUGUUUUUUUCUUCCAUUUCAGCUGGUUGCCUGCAGGGUGACCAGAAUGGGGAAGAGAGCUCAGACAUUGCUGUAUGUGUGGACAGUGGCCUCAGUCCUGCAAGUCCUGUACAUGCACCCUUCCUGUUGUGGGAGGAAGCUGGUCACCUUCCCAGGAAACAAAGCAGAGGCACCAAAAAAGAUCCCAGCAUUGAGUUAAAAACUAGGUGGCAAAGUGAGGACAAUUAUGAAACCAGUAGGGACCAGCCAGCCCAAAUAGUGGUGAAGGGGGCAUCUGAGAUGAUGGAAGCCCACUGCAAGGUCAACAAUGAAGUCAAAUCUCAGACCCAGGAAGUGACCUGCCCUUCUAAUGAAUGUACCAUUUCUCCUUUAGCCUCUGGCACCACCAUGACAUCUCCCUGCGGUGUGACCUUGGAGUUCAAUCUGCUCCCCACAGCAGGGAAAGAAGCAGCAUGUGGAGAGCUUGCCAUGGCUCCCUGUGAAGAAAGAAAAGGUGAUUUUGACAACUGUGCUGAAAACCAGAGUGACAUAGGCUUGUCUCAGGUGAAAACCAGACAGACAAGUGAGGAAACCUUCUGGAAAGUGCACAAUAAAAAUCAUGUGGGCUUUCCAAAUGUAACCCAGCUGUUAACAGAUUGCAGUGGCACUUCAGGGGUUAUAACUCACCUCUCCUGGCUCUCAUUUGGGGUCAAGACAAACUUCACAUCACCCAACCCAUCUAGGGAGAGGGUGGACAACCCACUGGAGCUUUUGGACUCUCAAGAGACAGCUCACAUGACCAGUGGAUGCCCCAGGGGUGAUGCUGUCAGAAAGGAGACACAAACACCCUCAACUGUACCAGCCUUUAAAAAAGAGUUGGUGAGCAACCAGGGACCAGAUGAAGGAGAGCCGAGAAAAGAUACAGAAAAUGUGGAUUAUAAACAACCUCAGCCUAGUCAGACUCUUAUUCCCAGAGAAGAAGCUACAGUGCUUGAGAAAGACUGUCCCCUAAUUCCAUCUCUGGGGCUUGCCUUUCCCUCAGGCCCAGUUCCUUUGGGGUCUCUGGGGAAAAGAGCAGGAGACCAAAGGGCUUCAAAUCGCUCCUUCCUUUGCUUUAACUAUAAGAAGGUUGAGCAGACACCUCCCAGUCACAUCAUGACCAGAUCUCUGGGUCUUUCCACCAUGAAGAACACAUUUCCACCCCAGCUUGGGAUGGACAAGUGCAGCUGUCAGCUGUCCUAUGUCAGCUGCUUCCACAGGCCUGAAGAAGAGGGGGAACAUGAGAACACUAUCUCUAUGCACAGCAUGUCUUUGGGGCCCCUCACCACCCCACCAUCCACCAUCCACAGUCUUCCUGGCACCCCUGUGGACAGUUACCUAGUUGCUACUGCGAGAGACAGGGCAUGGCUGGACCCUCACAUCCAAGCCCUGACCAAGUUGAAGGACCAAGCACAGAUGAGCCCUGGAGAUUUCUCCUGCUUCCUAGCCUACAUCGCAGAGCUUCAGGAGGUUGUGGGAAAGCUCUCUGGCAACCAGACAACCCACCUGCAAGAGAGAUGUGCAGAGCAUAGGUCUGAGAGCAAGGGUGCACUUGAAUCAGCCUCCCAGGACCUGCUGUCCGAUUGCCAGGAGCUUCUGAAAACAGAGCGACCCCUUAAGGAGCUGCAGGGUGCAUUGAGAGUGACAUUUGAUGACCUAGUUCAGUUGACAGUGGCCUGCUUCCAGGUGACACACUGCCAGCUGUGCAUGCAGAGGCAGAGUGAGCUUGUGGCCAUGCUCGCAGAUGUGGUGGGCACCUACCACCAGUUGGUGCAGGUUGUUCACCAGCUGCUUCACAGGCAGGGCUGCCAGGAUGUGGGUGCCAAACUCCUUGCCCGCCAGCACACAGCCCUUACAGCUGCUGUGUUUUGUCUCAUGCAGCAGUUCAGGGUACCCUCCUCUUUGUGACAAGGGUUCUUGGUGGCAUACAGAUGUACUGGUCAGGGAGGAGCCCAGACAUACUUCCUGCUGUCUGUCACCAGGCUCUCCCACACAGGGUGUUUAGUCAUGCAUCUCAGAGAAUGGUCAUGGAAUGAUUUGUCCAUGCUCCACUGCUCACCCCCACAAAGAGCAGCCCAGUCCCAGGUGGUCCUGGGGCAAGGCCUGCCCCCACUCCAACCUAGCUUUUUUAAAUUCUGUAAAGACAAUCUCAGUCUAAUUUGCAAACUCAUGGAGUGUGUCAGUGGUUUGGGCUUAUGUGUCUUGUCUGUCUGGUCCUUCACAUCCUGAACACCUUGCAGGUAGCUAGUGUCAGGGUGUUGUCUUAGCCUUCUUCUGUCUUCUGUGGAGAAAGACAGGAGCCCUUAGCAGCUGGCCUGUCCUUCCUCUCAUUUCUUACUGACUAUCCAGGUACAUAGGAGACCAGGCAGACUCUUCAUAUGAUCGAGACCACCCCACCCACACACACCCCCUGAUCUGUCACAAAAGGACCCAGACUGCUUUAUCCACCACCUGUGGUCAAGGAAAUGUCAGGAGUUGUAGCAAAGACCACUCUGGAAAGAAUUUAUUCUGUAUUUAACUGCUUCUCCUUGCAAGACAAGAAAAAGAGGGUCAUCCCAGGCUAUAGGUGCCUUCUGCUGAUGCUUAAAAAAGUCCCAAAUUAACACCCCACCCUCUAGCUAUAUAAGGAUCCCUGUCUUCCAAAAAAGGAAAAAGUGAUCCAUAACACUGAAGUGCUGCCUUCAUAGCUGUUAGAGAACAGAUGACCCUUUAUGCCUACCACCUUAGGAGAAAGUAAGCCUUUCCCCAACCUUCUUAUUAAUAGUUCUUCUUCCCUCAUGUUCUAUAGCCCCAGCUAGAUGUGAGCUGUUUGCCCUUAAAUGUCUUCUAGCUGUGCAUCUUUAGUGAAUCAGCAUGCCUUCCAGUGCUGGGAGGCAUUACCUCAGAUUUCUAGCGCUAAAGAGGGCAGAGGUAUUUGACUUUCGAUGUUUAACUUAGGGCCUUGUUUGGGAGAUGCUGCAGUUCUUUGAGGCAGCAGACAAAAAGUUUGGUACUGCUGUCUGUCAGUCCAUGCAGCUGAAUGCCUGUGUUCAGGAUAGAGGAGUCUGUGUGAGGCAGCAGAGAGGCAAUUGGGGGGCCCCUGGAAGAGUCAAGGAGACAGGCCUCUACAAGAGAGGUGGCUAACUCUGCCAACAGGCACCACCCCUUCCCAAGCACCAGGACAACAUAUAGACAGUACGUGCCCGUGGUUCCAUAACAUCUAAGAAAGGCCAGCCUUACUUUUGCCUUGUAUUUUAAUGCCUGUGGGGAAGAAAGGUUGAGUCCUUUCAACUGAGCCUUAAGAAGGAUAAAAGCGGCAGCUGUAAGGGAAGGGGCUGGUCUGAAGGAAGGUUGGAGUACUGUGGCAGCUCUAAAGAACCUACCUAACCUGAAAGAAGCUAACAGCCAGGCAAGCAAAUACCCACAGCAAUUCAGCAGUCCUGAGCAGCGCUACACGAAACCCGUGGCAGCCACCAUUCUCACACUGUGCCUAGCAGGCACCAAGGUAGCUAACCAAAGGCAGUCUGCUGGUUACUAGUUGCAUAGGGACAGAGUGGCCAAGGUGUCUUCAGCUACUGGGGAGGGUAGCACUCUGCAAAUUGCUCAUCCCAAGCAGGAUUUCAGAGCAGUUCAUCAUUGCCAGCUGGUUUGGGUAAUCGUAUGCUGCUGCCUAGCAAACUCAGGGUCUGAAUUAGUAAGUUAAAGCCUCUUACAAUGAAGCAAACCUGCAGACCUUGCUCUGUCAGUAGAAUUGUCGUGACCCAUCUAGCUACAAACCUAUAGCUGAUCAGCCAGGGGACACAGAAUAAGAACAAGGAGAGCCCAUGUGACAUGGUAAAGCAACAGACACCUGCAACCAAUGGGAACGUACACAAAUUCAGCCUGUGUGGGUGAACAACACUCAAUAUAUCCACAAAUAGCCGACGUUUUGUGUCUCAGUCUCAUCGGUAUUGAAUUCAAGGCAUUGUAAAAGGGUUUUAGUGCAAAGAGGAAUGAAAACAUGUAGGCAAAUGAGAGAGGAAUUUACCUCAGAAGACCUUCAAGUACUUCCAUGGUGGCUAAACAGUCACUGACCUUGAUUUUUCUUUUUUUUUUUUUUUUGCAGCAACGGCUAAGGAAAAAUAUCUGGUUAGAUGCAGAGCAAACAUAAAAAUGCUUCCUGCUUUGGUCCUGAAAUAUGUCACUGCUCUUCAGAGAGAGCACAGUCAAAUCCCAGACGUCUCCCUUUCCACGAGGAACAUGAGGGCUAGUGAAUUUAAGGCACUAUACAUCAGUAAUUAUGAGGAUACAAAUGGAGUUCUUAAAGAGUAAACAUUUUAUUAUAGAUUGUAAUCAGAAUGCAUGUAAUCAAAGUUAUCUAUGGGAUUCAGCAACUCAAAGUCCUUAAUUCAGCUGGCUUAAGGAAGAUAGGACAUGGUACUUCUGGAAACUGUUAAGGACAUGGUACUUCUAGAAACUGUUACCUCAUUAGUCUGGGAAACACUUCCUAUCCUGUGUUCCCCAAUCAGAACAGCACUGCUCUUUUUGAUGGAAAAGAUGAUUUUCUUUACCAGUGUGUUCUGUAUUCUGUCACUCUUCUAAUGUCACAGUACUUCCUUCUAAUCGAGAUGAAAGAAAUACUUUAAGCUCUUCUCUCUGUCCCAGAACAAGUGUAAAUGUAAGAGACACAAAUACUCUAUCAAACAUCUGCAAGAAAAGCAAAAUUGAAUUCCCAAGUUUUUACUUGAUUCCAGGGUUCAACCAGCUUUUGUUUUGAGUUUAAGGUAAAAAGUCACUUCCAGGAAUACCCUGCUGAGGUAUAAUUUAUCACUCUUGACAAGCUCCUUAUCCCAGAUUUAAGCUGAGUUGUGUUUUCUGCAUACACAUUCAUGGUGGUGUUUCUGCUUGAAACUUGGAGUUUGCUUCCCUGGUCUGUCACAGCUCCUUAACAUCAGAAAAAUAAAGAGUUUUCUUGUG
This is a messenger RNA of Dromaius novaehollandiae (emu), 8287 nucleotides long. RefSeq names its product FERM and PDZ domain containing 1 (gene FRMPD1). Gene Ontology annotation, molecular function: protein binding. NCBI's taxonomy places the organism in Eukaryota, Metazoa, Chordata, Aves, Casuariiformes, Dromaiidae. The transcript is spliced from 18 exons. The record is from RefSeq and is a predicted model, not a curated record. Gene Ontology annotation, cellular component: plasma membrane; cytoskeleton; cell cortex. Bases 557 to 5260 code for a protein of 1567 amino acids.